AUGGUCCUGAGGCCUGAUGAAGCGGACUGGAGUGGGUUUUCAAACAAGAAGUUUGGCGCAAGUCGUCUCGGACGUGAUUGUCUCUGGUGGAACGACUUUGAAGUCUUCCCUCUCCCUCAAAUUGUUUGGUUGACAGAUUUCCAGCAAGUCCGCGAAUGCUGCAAGGACAGGGGUUGGCACGCGUACAUCCAUGACCAUCACUUGAAGAUGUCGUCCAGCGGAUCCAGCACAUGUAAAGAGAUUUGGAUCCUGAGUCACGACAGCGACGGGGUGUUCAGAAAUCCCAAUCAAAAACUAACGGUACCGAAUCUAUUGACCAUGGGCGCAGGCGCCCAAGAGGUAGUACACGAUGCUAUCCAGCAGCGCUUCAAGCUUAUACUACAAAUCAAACGGCUCAUUUUCCUGGCGCUGACAACAGUACCUCAGGACUCCAUGCAAACCAAAGUCAGGAAAUGCGAGAAAGCUCCAUGGACAAAGGGAAAUCUGGUGAAUUUCAAUUCCGCAGGCACAUCCAACAUUGUUUUGCUUAUAUUUACCUGUAAAGUAGUCAGAGUAGUUAGCCACAAAGAUACACUGGUACCAUCUCAGAGUCGUGCAGGAUCCGCUGAUCACUUCUUGGGGACCGCAUUUCAAGCUGCAAAUUCUACAGAGGACCUGAUGUAUUCUGCACAUGGCUCUCCAAAUCCCACCCCUCCUCCUCCAAGUGCAUGUGAGCCGUCAGACGUACAUUUGCAACCAACCCCCACCGAAUCUUUGCGCAGCCAGUCUUCCAAACCUCGCCUCUCCAAACAUGCUGUUGCAGCAGACUCGCAUUACCAGCUGGAUCCUAUCCUCCGCACAACAUUCGCAUCCGCUACGCUCAAGCCGACCAUUAGCCCAAGCAGAAAACAGAUCUUCUCCCCGGUCAUCUUGAAAGCUCCAUCCUCCGCGCAGCAUUCAAUAUUUCGAAGGAGAAAGUACCCCCUCCUACAAUAUCUGCUACACUGCUGCCAACUAUUAGCUCAUCAAUACGCACAGAACAACCUCCCGGCAACGUCGAGAAAACGCCCACUCCUCAAAGAUACAAUCACUCAUUCCCCACUAUUUGCACCCCCCUAUUUUUCCCCAUUGAAUGUUCUGUGGAACAUCGCAAAGAUCAAGUGCUAUCGCCAAUCCCCGAGCAACCACCCUCCCCGCAGCCUCCUUUCCCUGAAUUUUCUACUAUCCAUACCUGCUGGUUGUCGAGAUGACACGCCAGCCUCUGGCCUUGGUGCACCACCCUGUGAACCCGAUACUAAUCCCUAUGAAUCCACUGCGCAAAGUAAACCCACCAGCCAUGCUAAUGAGGCCGACCAUGACAAGGAGAUGAAGAUGGGGGAGGAGAUAGAUACGGAGGAGAUAGAUACGGAGGAGGAUAUGGAUGCCAACAAGGAGAUACAGAAGGAGGAGGCGGAUAUGGAGAAGGAUAUGGACACCGAUGAUGAGAAUGAUGGGAGUAACCAAGAGGCGGAGGAUGAUCAAUUCCAAAGAGGUCCCCCAAGAGAAAUCAAUUUGGCAAGGGAGUCUACCCCGACAUGUUCAGAUAUGCAGGAGCUGUUUAAACUCAUUCAAGGGAUCAAGCAGUCAGUCAAGGGGUGCAAAGAGGCACUUGUUGGUGUAGAUUGCACCAUGCACAAAGACCCCUCUGGUCUCGACGUUCUUCGUUCAAAGCUGAAUCAUAAGCUUACCAGGCAUCCUGUCCACCGACCAGAUCUCUCCAAAAGAAUCGCUUGUCCAGUUGCAUCUCAUAUCGACAGGCUUCUUGGCACGUCCAAACUCGCUUCAAUGGUAACUACAGUGGAGUUGAAACUUUUUGCAACAACAUGGAAAGCCAGCGUUGAAAAAGGCCUCAACUGUCCUCCUUGCUGCACUGUCGACCACUUCUGUAUUGACACUGUCUCUGGACCUAGGAGCCCAUGGAACAAGUCAGCAGCUCGCGUAUUUGCCGAUGACUGUGUUUCAUUCCACGGCAUCGAUAAAACGUAUGUGGCACUGCAAACCGUCAUGCGCCAGUUUCAUACACAUGUCAAGGGCCUUAAGGCAAAAUGGGCAAGACUGUCUAAAUCUAGUCAAGAGAAGAAGCUACAUGUGUUAGGACCUGAUGGAAUGUCGAGCGACAAAUCAGACGAUGAAUUCAAUGGUCAUAACUAUUUCAAGAUUGUGGAGCCUCAAUUCCGAGCUUCCGUUGUUACAUCUUGGUUAAGGGCCUUUGACGCUAUUCAUGCCAUCAACCGCAAGAUUGCCCAAGAUAAACGAGUGGCUCUCCGUGCAAAGCGAUACCAACAGACGGUUCAUAAUCCAUCCUUUGGAGGAGGAAUACGAUUUCAGCCACGAUCCUCAAAUAUUACAGUGAUAUGUAAGAUAGGAAUGUUGGCAGCCAAACCAUAUGUUUACAAGUGUUCCUCGUUGCGGGCGUACUCUGAUGAGGCUGUUUUCAGAAGCGGCCAAGCUCUGCAAAACUUGGACAAGCUCGAGUCCGCCUGCUCUUUGCUUGCUCAGAAGGAGUUUGUUCUGGCCGAGGACGAUGCCUGGGAUUCCAUCUUCACCCUCGCCCACCUCUUCUGGCAAAGCCAAAUCAACAUCAGUGAAUUCGAACCAACAUCUACCAGAUACCAGGCAAGGCCACCGCGUGUCCUUCAGCAAAGUGAUGGUAUAGACGCGGGAAAUACCUCAUCGCAUGAACAGGCCGACAGUACACCUUCAGGUUUUCAUGUUGAAAAAACAACGUCACCUGUCAUUCGCCAAGCUCUUGUAGAUGAGCUGGUUUUAGUUUCAGUAGCUGCUCCCGAGGUGCAGAAGAUGCCAAGACCACAUGAUGUCAAUACAUUUCCAAAACAUGCACGAGAUGGUCGUCCCGACUUACCGGUUUGUAACGAGCGCCCCUUCAAAUCAAAGCAAGAUUCUGGGUCAACGUGUUGGUUUAAAUCAUCAUCUCAAGGGCCAAUCUCCGCACCAUCCAGUCGCCUGCGAGUUGGUGUUUCUGAUAUCUAUAUCCAUGAGAACUUACUUGAUAAGUCCAAACAAGUUUGGUUACGGCUCGAAGAUGGAUGGUUGUCUAUCACUGCUCAAUACUUGAUGAACAGUCUCACUAUUGUGCAUCCACUGAACUCUCUACGUGUUCUUCGAGUGCAACCGGUAGAUGAGACCCCCAGCUGGAUCUUGAAGAGCACAAAAAAUGUUUAUAAUCAUUUAGAAAAACAAAACAUCGGUGAUGAUUAUAGAAAGGAUGACAUGAAGAAGCGAGGUAUGAGCCAACGAGCAGCAUCAAUGCCUGCAGACAUAGUUGAAUAA
Serpula lacrymans var. lacrymans S7.9 is the source of this 3309-nucleotide messenger RNA. RefSeq lists its product as uncharacterized. The transcript has 20 exons. NCBI's taxonomy places the organism in Eukaryota, Fungi, Basidiomycota, Agaricomycetes, Boletales, Serpulaceae. Bases 1 to 3309 code for a protein of 1102 amino acids. The record is from RefSeq and is a predicted model, not a curated record.